CAAUGGUUUAACUGACAAGUGGUCACUGACCAGUGGUCAAGCUAUUUAUAUAGUCAAUCUGACCUGUUGUUAAGCGACUACAGUCAUGAUAAUUUGGCCUCAAAUACAAACGCAGUUGCUUUCCUUCAACCAAAGACAAAAUGUCGCGCUUCCAGUUUCUGUCUUCAGCAGGUUGCACUUAUGUGCUUGGUACUGCUGAUGAUGAGGAUGAAUAUGACGAAGACAGUGAGGAUGAUGAGGCCGUUGAGGAACAAGACGAUUCAUGUCCAGGAGAUCAAAACUUAAAGACUGACACCUUGCAUUUAAGUGAAGAAAUUGAACAAAACAGAAGGCACUGUUUAGUUUCUGAUGGGAGCACUGUAGUAAGUAAUGACAGCACUGAUGUGGUGGUAACAAAAGCAAAUGAACCAAUUGAGAACAGACAGCACUUUUUCGUUUCAGAAGUUGAUAGCAAAGGGAAUGACACUGACACUAAUGAGGUUUCAGUUGAUGAACAGUUUGGACUGGAGAAAGUUGAACGAAGCAGAAGUCAAAUUUCUGUUUGUGGAGAGGGACUUACAGAAAUUAGAGCAGAAGUGAAUGACAGUGACGUAUUCAUUGAGGCUGAUGAGCACAUUGAGCAAGGAACCGGACAAAGCUGUUGUGAGAAUUUUGUAUCCGAGAGGACAGUGGGAAGUCAGCAAGCGAUUGACAACAAUUUGUUGUUAAUAGAGACAAGUGGGCGGAUUGAGCAUGGAGGAAUAAGACAUUCCCAGCAAGUGAAAAGUAAAAGUCAGCUGACUGCUUCUGGUGGAAAUGUAAAAUUAGAAAUAGAAGAGAAUGGCACUGAUGUAGUUGUAGCUGAGGCAAAUAAACAGUUCGGACAUAAGGAAAUUGAACAAAAUGGAGGUCCAUCUUCUGUUUUUGAAGAAACAACAGAAGUUGCUGAAGUGAAUACAACUGAUGUGUCUGCUGAGAUAAGUGUAGACACUGUUCAAGAAACUGAACAAAGCAGCAGUAACAGUUCUGUCUCUGUGAAGGUAACAGAAGGUCAAGAAAAAGUGGUUGACAAUGUUGUAACUGCAGAGAGAACACAGGUUGAACAAAAUAGGAACUGUGGUUCUGCAUCUGGGGUGCCCACCUGCAGAAGUGUGCCUUUGGAGCCUCAUAAGUUCAAUGACCCAGAGAUCUGCACUUAUGUGGCUAGUGGACGUAAUGAAUCUUUGCGAAAUUGUGAAGACAUUGGGUGUCCUGAGAACUCUACUGACGAUACUGACCCUCAGAUCUCUGCUCACAGCGCUGAAAUCAUAGAACCUGCACCUAAUGCUAAUGCUCAGAAUGGUGCAGACAUUGACAGUUCUCAGCUCCUUGUUCACAUAGCUAGCCCAAUUACUGCUAGGGACAAUGAUGCAAUGCAAGACUCCUGGAAGGGUGCAUGCGACAAACUCAAACAGAAAGAUAACACUUCAGACUCUAGUUGUGUUCAUAAGACCAUACCAGUGGAAGAUUUGGAUGUUCACGAUCAUUCCGGUAGCGUGUGGAAACAUAAUGGCUCCCAUGACCACGAUAAUGAGAGUACUCCAAAUUCCAUGUUUGCUGAUGCCAGGCUGUGUGUGGCCAGGCAAGAGGCAAAGCAGAUUGAUUAUAAGAAACCUGUUUUGUUGUCAGAUAUUGCUAGAAUUCACAUACCAAGAAGCAGCACAAAGUUGGGUCUUGAUGUCAAAGAUCCUCGAGUGAGGCCGUGCCCGGAAUUCAGCAAGUCGGAGCCGAAGAGUAAGAAUAUUAAUCAAAGCAGUGAUAGACAUGUUAGCAAAGGAAAUGUUGCUGGCUCCAAAAAAAAUGAGGCACGUGCAACUAAAAACAAGACCACUGAAAAGUUGAAAGACCCUAGAAAACUGUGCACGGUAUAUUGUGAUCCACAUAAAAAGUCAAGAAGUGCAAAACCUAAAUUGCCUUCUGAUUCAAAGCUGGCAAAAGAUAUGGUGGACAUUGGUGACAGUGUCUCAAAAAGUGUCCAAAAAGUGUCUGAGAAAAGACAAUUAGGUGCUGACUUGAAGUUUCAGGUUUCAGAUACCUGUGAAAAAGAAAACAGUAUUUCUUCUCGCAAGGAUGAUAGAAGAUUGAGUAAACCGAGGCCUUCAGACAAAAGUAAGAAUGUUUCUAAGAAGUCCACAUCUGUUGAAAAACACACCAAAUCAUCAGGUAAUAUGGCAAAAGGCAGUCAAGUACCGGAGGACAAGAAAAACCUGCUGCUUGGAAAAAGAAAAAUGAGUCCUGUGAUCGCAUCUGAAGUACGUGGCACAAGCCCCUCCAUUGUCAGAAAAAGAAAAGUUACGGCUGAUGUAACUGGAGAUCAUGCUAUCACUGAGUGCAAGAAGUCAAAGACAAGUGAAGGGAUUUUGAAGUCUAGAAAGCAGAAGCUGCAACCAGUUAUAAAAUCAGACAGAAAAUGUUCCCAGUCUGUAAGUGAUCCUAUGAAACAGACACAGUGUAAGAAAACAAACUUCAGCUCACCUUCUGAAAAGAGAAUUAAAAUGAGCUGUGUGACUUUUGAAAAGGUUGAACAUGUACAUAGAGACAAAGCACCUUCCACAGUUAAAGUGACUGGUGAGGGUAACAAAAGAAACAUUAGAAUGUGCACCAAAGAUAAAUAUGGAGAGAUUUCUAUCUGUUCAUCUUGUUUGUCAGCGUACAGUCAGUCAAAUGAGUUACGGUCCAAGCUGAAUAGUCUCUCGUACAUAGACAAAACAAAUAGUGAAAUUUGUUUACAAUGCUCCCGGCCUCUGGCUUCUAAACAAUUUGUGUGUCCCAAGUGCCACUCAGUGUUUCGGAAUGUUGUGACCUUCUGUGCUCAUACUGAUAAUGCCAGUGGUUCCCAAAAAGAGGCGCAAAAGUUUAAGUGCCACUGUGGACUGAAGUUCUCUUCUCGUUUCCACUAUUAUGAGCACAUUGCUUUCUCUCCUUGCUCAAGGAUAUGUGGGCAUUGUGAAAUUUUAUUUAAGUCAAAACAGGAAAAAGCUACACAUAUUUGCCCUUGUAGUGAUACAUCCCAGGAGUCAGAAUGCAGGAUACCUUCGUCUGACCCGGAUCAAGUUUCAGAGUUCCAGUGUUAUAUUUGCAAAGAAAUCACUUCAAAUGCUAGGGAUCUUGAGCAUCACAUGUCGCAGCAUAAAGUUCAGCGAGGAUUUUCAUGUCCACAGUGUGGUGCUUCUUUUUUUCUCAGACAGAGCUUAUUGGACCACUGCAAUCUUCAUGAUCAGGAACAUGUUCACAAGAGUAUAGAUCCGGUAAAUCCAGAUGAAUCGGCAAAAAAGAAACCGUCACUGGCCAGCAGUUUGCAUUGCUACCGCUGCUUUGAAACGUUCCUUGAUUUGCCUUCCUUGAAGUGCCAUAUAAAUUUGAGAAACUCUGAUGGUGGAUGCAAGGUUACAAAAAAACCAGAAGUUAACAGCGGACAGGUUUAUAGCUGGACAAAAAAAGAGAAAACAAAGGAUUCCCUGAAAAGUCCAAGCAGUGCUGAAACCAUUACUUCAGGGGAGAUUAUUGAGCAAAAACUCAGGGAAAACUGCACUCAGGAGUCCACUCAUACUCAUAGAUCAGUGCCACCAGAUUUACGUGUCAAGGCACACAGUCCCAAAAAUUCAAACAAAAGCAGUGUUAAUGAAAGACCAUUACGAUGUGGAAAGUGCAAGUUUCAAUGUGUUUCGUUUCAAGAACUGGAGAGGCAUUUGCAUAUUUCUCAUGGUCAUCGAAAAGGCCUUCUGUGUGAAAAGUGUGGGUCCAGCUUCAUUCUUGGGGGGAGCCUUCGUGAGCACAUGGCAUUUGUACACCGAGGGAACUCUGACACUCAGAUAAAAAUUGUGCAUUCUAGAAAAAAAGUAGCCAGCGGACAUCUUGAAAGUAGGCAGCCUGCAUUAGAUUUAGGUUCUAACCCAAGAGGUCUUUCUCAGGAACAGAUUAAGAUUGAUACUGUCAGUUCCCCGGGAAUGUCUCCAAGAGAAAAAAUUGUUGAGCACAAAAAUGGCAUGCAUAAACCUUUUGUCAGUUCUGAGAUGUCAGCAAAGAAUGGAAAAGCUGAGCCACCGUCAAGCAGGCACAGUACUCCAUGGAAAGAGGACAACAAUACUGUGGAAAUUUGCUCAGCUAUGAUGCAGAGCGAUGUGUGUGAUCUUAAAGAUUGUUCUGUGAAAGAGAAUAAGAGUCACUCUGGAGGAAGAAGUAUCAUGCAAAAACCGUUGAUAGAUUCAAAGAUUUUAGAACAAAGUGGAAAGGUAGAUUCAUCAGGACAGUAUUCGGCUUUGAAGCAUGUGAAGACAAAUAUUCAACCAGCUGCAGAAAAUAAUGACAAAUUUGAUGUGAUGAAAUGUAGAGUGAGAGAUGUACAAAAGCAGUUCAAUGGUUCAAAAUUUUCAGUUCAGGACAGAAAAGUAGAGACAACAAUUGGGCCUUCACCUCUAAAGAGAGGGGAUAAAAAGAAAGCUGAUGUUUGUGUCACGGUGAAAGAUGACAAAUCUUAUGUGAAAGGUAUUGCUGUUGUCAAGGAUACUGCCAUUCCAUCUGAAAAAAAAGGUUUUCUUACGUCCUCCGUUGACUUUAUACUUUCAGAGCAAAACAGAACAGUGCAAUUAUCUGGUGGGCAUUGUAAUGUUAAGGAUGCUGCUGGGGACAAGUGUGACAACUCUAAUGGAGGACUACUUAAAUGUAAAUCAUUCAUGCUUUCAAAUUUUUCAGAACAAAAUAAAGAAACUGACUCAACAAGUGAGUUUUCGGCUCAAAAGGAGGAGAAAAAGAAGACUGAAAUUUUCGUUUCAAGGCAGGGUGAUAGAUUUGACAUUAAUGGUGGUGUGGGGAAAAACUGUACGAGUCACAAGUCUAAAGGAAGGGGUUUGAUUAAACUUGAACCUGUUGCCACUUCCACAGCUUCUGUGCAAAAGAAAAAACAGUCCAUAAGAUCGCCUUUAAUUUCAAAGAAAGAAAUGAAAUGUGUCACUGAUGUAAAUGAUGACAAAUCUGUGUUGAAAGAAACUGUUGUGAAAGAUUCUAGUAAUACUUCUUUAGAAGAAAAACUCCAUAAAUCAUUUAUUUCCAAACAAAAUAAAUCGGUUAUGUCAUCUGGUGAGGAUUUGAAUCCAAAGAAAGAGGAGAAAAAGAAGUGUGAAAAUUGUGAUAGGCCUGCAGCGAAGAUUAUGGAGUCGAAUCUAGCCACGGUCGACUCAAGCAGUAACUUACCGGGAAGAGAUGUACUCCAACCGUUUUCGGAUUCAAGAAUGUUAAAAAAAGACAGGAAAGAAGAGUCAUCUGAGGGAAAUUCUACCCUUAUGAAAGAAGAGAAAAAGACACCUGAAAUUCCAGCUGCAGAGAUAGAUAGUAAGUGUGCUGAGGAUACUGCUGUGAAGGACCCUUGCUGCAACUCUCGUGAAAGAAAUGUGCAGAAACUGAAUAUUGAUUCCCGAUUUCCAGAACAAAACAAAAGUGUAAAGUCGAACAACAUGCUUUCGAGUUCUGAGAAAGAUGAGAGAAAGCAGGUGGAAUUUUCACCUACAGCGGAGGACAACAAAUCAGGUCGUGAAAUUUCUGUUGAAGAGGACUCUAGCAGUACCUCCCAGAGAAUAGAUGAUCUUGGUCUGGAAACAGUUUCGGACAGUGAGAGUUACUUUUCUGAAACUGUGGAGCCCUCAAGACGUGAAGCCACUCGGCCUGUCAACAAGGUCAAGUUGGGCAGGUCUCGUUCAUCAAGGGGAAGAGGACAUAUUUUUUCAAGACCUCAUUACUCACAAAAGAAUAAAAUACCUUGGGCGUCAAGGCCUUCAAUUCCAAGAACGGAUAGGAGUCCUGUUUAUUCAAGACCUUAUGCAUCAAAUAAUGAAAGUCCUUUUUUUUCAAGACCUCCAUAUUCACCAGGGGAUGAGAGUCCUGCAAGACCUCCUUAUUCUCGAAGAGACAGGAGUCCUGUUCGUUUAAGACCUCCUUAUUCCCCCUUGGAUGAGGGUCCUGUUUAUGCAAAAACCCCUUAUUCACAUAGAGAUAGGAGCCCUGUUUAUUCAAGACCUUCAUAUUCUCCAAGAGAUCAGAGUCCUGUUUAUUCAAGACCUCCUUAUUCACCAGGGGAUGAAAGUCCCGUUUAUUCAAGAGGUUCGUAUUCAUCAAGGUCUUUUUCUCCUAUUGACCGGGGCACUUGUUCAUCUUCCAGAAAUGGAGAGUCUAGAAAUGAUAUUCUCAGUUUUAUUUCUGACCCUUCAAAAAAUUAUGAAAAAAUGGCAUAUUGGGAAAAGGCAACUCUGCGGAGUAAUCAACAUAGGCCUAAUGAAUCUGACAGGUUUCGUCAAUCUUAUCGUAGAGCACAUUUUGCAGAGCCCUGUACAUUUUCCGGCUUUCUCCCAGAUUCAGACACUGUCGACUGGCAUUCCCUGGAUCCAUAUAUUGGAAGGAAUCACCACGAAAGCUAUCAAGCGUUUAGCAAUGACCGCUGAGAUUUAUACUUUCCAUGGCCAUCGAAGAUUUGACUCAAUUUGAGAUGUAAUAAUUUGUUAACCAUGUCCACCUUUGUGGAUCCCUAUGAAUGACAUAUUUCCCAGUCUCGCUCAAACUCAUACUGCUGAAGAAGUUGGCUUUUAUAGAAAUUUCUGAGGUUUUUAUCCUUUGAAAUCUAUGUACAGUGGAGAAUGCAAUGUUAGAAUAGAUUCAAACUUACUGUCGGACAAAGGGGUGAAUACAUGUCGAUGUGUUGAGGUACCGACUUGUUCUCCUUUGGUUACACAGAGCUGAGGACCUUCCUCUUAGUAGUUGACUUUUUCCUAAUAUUUAUAGGUAUCUUUAUAUUUUGUUUUUUGCUGUCCCAUCACUGCCCAUCAUUAAUCACACUGCGUGCUUCUGUACAUUAACUUUUCCCCCCCUCUCUUUCUCAUCAUUGAUGCAGUUGUUUCAAGGCUCAGGAAAUGUUGACUUAGUACUGGUACUAAACAGAAAAAGCAUUAGUAGGCCUACUAAGCGAAUUUUUUUAUAAGCUGUAUAUUAUAAUAAUGCAAUGUAAGCUCUAAUGUGUUGCAAUGUAUUUCUUGGUUAAGGCACACUGUACCAUACAAAUGCUUUUGAAGCAAAUGUGUGUACGUUUGUUAUGAUCUGUCCUUGUUAUCUCAAUAUUUCCAAUGCAGUAAUACUAGUAAUGGCCGACAGAGUAGAGGUGGGUUUUUUUUUCUUUUAUGUACUGUGCUUUUACUUUUAAUGUUAUAAUCUUGAUUUCAUAAUUUGGUAGGCCUUCUUUGCCAAAUGCUUUAUAAGUUCACUACCGGUACUAGGCAAAGUUUUGUGCUCAGCAUUUAUUUCUCCUUCUGUCAUUUGGCAUGUCAAAGUAUUUUUCUACAGUUACUCGUGACUAAUUCUAAAUGCUUCAAAUUUUAUGUCUGCAGUUGCAUGUGAAAGAUUUCUAAGGUCCAGACCAUUUAAUAUAAUUUAGCAGAGAAAUGGUCUUCCAUACAUUUUACAUGUGGUAUGAUAUAUAUAUAGCCCAGGUGUUCCAGUGAGUAAAAAGGUGUGUUGAGAAAGCGAAAGAGAGGCUGAGAUCUUUGUAAAACGGCCACUUGUACUGUUGUUUUUUUACUUUAACUUUAGUUGAAAAUGGUGUCUUUAAAUAUGGCUACCUUUUUAGACAUCCGUUAUUUCUGCUUUCAGUAUUGAUGAUCCAUUACGUUCUUGAUUACUUGUUUUUCUCCCCAAUUAUCUUUGAAAAAUUCUUCUAUUUAUUUUGGCCAACAAUUUAAAGUGUCCCCUUUGUCCUUGAAAAUAUUUCUCCUUUUGAUCUUAUUUGCACUGAUCAUUUAUCCAUAAUAUUAUGGUCUUUUACGUGAUCUUUACUUGUUAGUUUAAGAGUUUUACGGCACUUGCUACACAAUUAGGUCAUAUGAAUAUAAGUGCCUAUUAAAACUGUUACAAGAGUGUAACAAACACAAAUAAAAGAAGGAAAAGGGUGAUGGAUGCUUGAUAGGAAUAAAGGAACAUUCUACAUCAGAGCACCCGCCAACCACCCACUUCUUUACAUUUUUUUCUUUAUUUCUAAAGUGUUAUACUUUUCCAUCUUUGAGGGCACUCUGUUUGCACAGUUGGUAGUCUAUCACGCUGGACUAUGGAGCCGAUGACCCUGGUUCAAAUCCCAGAAUGGGCAUUCUUGAACUUGGGACAUUUGGUGGAGUUUUCAAGACUUUCAACUGA
Messenger RNA from Aplysia californica (California sea hare), 8184 nucleotides. RefSeq lists its product as uncharacterized. The record is from RefSeq and is a predicted model, not a curated record. Gene Ontology annotation, cellular component: nucleus. Gene Ontology annotation, biological process: regulation of transcription by RNA polymerase II. The transcript is spliced from 2 exons. Gene Ontology annotation, molecular function: RNA polymerase II transcription regulatory region sequence-specific DNA binding; DNA-binding transcription factor activity, RNA polymerase II-specific. The coding region runs from base 141 to 6449 and encodes 2102 amino acids. NCBI's taxonomy places the organism in Eukaryota, Metazoa, Mollusca, Gastropoda, Aplysiida, Aplysiidae.